AUGUCUAAAACGGCUGAAUAUAUUCUGGCUGAAGGUGAUACUUUUUUGCUUCCAUCAAAUGCAAUACAUCGUAUCAAUGAUAAAUUAGAUGAUGCAUCAGAUUUUUCAUCAGUAUAUUCUAAUGAACCUGAAUUUGCAAUUGGUGAUGGACAUGAUGAAGAUGAAUUAUAUAUGGAUGAUGCUGAAUUCGCUGAAAGACUUUAUAAAUUUGGCUUAGAUAUAAAUGGUCUUCCAUUACGUGAUGAUCUACUUUUUGAAACAUUUGAAAAAGCUGCUAAUUUUACUUUAAAAGUACAAGAACUUUCAUGGUGGCAAAAAUUUAAAGGAAUUAAAGCAAAUCCAAUUCAGGUACCACAUAUCGCACUUUGGGAUUAUUUCGGUGGUACAUCAUGUCUUGAUAUUAAUUGUACAGCUGGUGAUCAAAUCAAUGUGCUUUGUGAAGAAUUUCAAGUUCGUGAAAUUAAUAGUAUAACAUCAGAUGGUCGAACAUUUUUACGACUUCCAAUGCAAUGGUCAUUAGGUCGAUGGAUGAUAAAUCGAUCAUUUCAACCAAAUGUUGGAUUAAUACCAUCUUGUUGGCUUAUUAAAAAAAGUUUUUAUAAUGAAAAUAAAAGAUUAUUUAUUGAACCAACAUGGUUUUUGGGUAUCUGUGAUAUUAGCACCGCUUAUGAUUAUCUUCUGGAAGAUCGUAGCUCUUAUAAACCAGGAUUAUUUGUCAUCUUUUCACCAAUUUGGCUCAAUAUUGAUCCUCAUGAUCAUCGACCAUAUAUCAUUCUUGUUAUGUGUUGCAAAAGCAAUAAUAUCAUGAAUGAGAUGAUAGAAGUUUAUACGAAUCAAAUUAUAACAGCAAAAGGUGCAUUAAAUGAUUUAAAUAAACGAUUAGUUUCCAUUUUGCAAUUACCUAAUAUGGAAGAUCAGGCGCAAAAGAAAUUAGUUGAGCAAGAGGAUAAAGAUGGAAAAAAAAUUGGCGUGGAAAAGGAGGAAAUCGAUCCAGAUCGUUUGGAACAUACGACAUUACCGUUCUACAUUAAAACUUAUACAAUUCGUCGCAAUCAAAUUGGACGUUAUUUGUUGUUCAAUCGACAAUUUUCAACACUUUACGACUUAGUCUAUUACUACACAAAUUAUCAAUCAUCAUUUCCACACAAACUUAAUUAUGGUCCAACAAAAAAGCAACAAGUUGUUUGUUUCCACAGCGUUCCAGCACCAUUCACCUCACCAAUUCGCGACAUUUACGCAAUGACAAUGAAAAGUGAACAAUGGGCAGCGCGACAUUUUGAUCAGAUAACAGAACCGGCGCUUCUGUCGCAAGCAUUUUCAUUUACUUCCCGUUCAAUUUUUGAUCCUUCUAAGAAGUCACAUAUGGAUUUUGCUCGUUCUAUAAAACUCAAUGAUGAUGCCAUCGAAGAAGCUCGUAAUUACAUGAAGCGCUCUAUGUCAAAGAAAAAUAAAGAAUCUACUAAGAAUUCAAUUCCUGAUCCUAUACCAAUCGAUGAAUCAAUAUUGAAGACGAAUGCUACGAUCGAAAUUAACAUUGCAAAUUUGAAAUAUUCUCCAGAAGAUAUGCUUGGAUCAGGAGCAUUUGGUUCAGUGUAUCGUGGAAGCUUGGAAACAGCUGAUGGCAAGGUAAAUGUUGCUAUUAAAAAACUGAAAAUAGCUGCACCGAAUGCGGAACAUCGACAAUCAUGGAUUUCUGAAAUGGAAAUUUUGCAGGUAAUAAGUCAUCCAAAUGUAACGAAAUUCUACGGCUUUUGUUAUGAUGAAACGAAGGAAUAUGCAAUGCUUACAUUCGAACUUAUGGAUGUUGGAUCGUUAGCUGACUUCAUGAAGGCACAUGAAUAUAACAUAUCAGCAAAUGAACAUGUCGAUUUUCUCUCGCAAAUAGCCCGUGGUAUGGCACAUCUUCAUUCACUAGAUCCACCAAUUGUACACGGGGAUCUCGCUGCACGCAAUGUUUUAAUUUGUCAUCACCCGAAAGAUGAAACAAGAUAUCUGUUGAAAAUAAGUGACUUUGGUCUAUCAAAAACGACUCGUCACGAAGUACAUUUCCUCCCCGAUGAUCCGCAAAAAAUGCCUUUCAAAUGGUUGCCACCAGAAGUGCUACAUCGCCGAGAGCUGAGCACGAAAUCAGACGUGUGGGCAUAUGCAAUACUUGCCACAGAAAUUUAUGGUGUAAUUGAUCCAUAUGGAAUGCUGCCGAACGAAAAAGUGUUACCUUUCCUGAAAGACGAUCAUCGAAUGGAGAAACCAUCGGCUAUGCCUUAUUACAUCUACAACAUUGUCUUACAGUGCUGGAGAAAACAGCCUGUAGAUCGACCUACUUUUGAUGAAAUUGUUCGUUUUUUAAUGCCAUAUUACAUCGAAUAUGAAAGUAGUCACAUCGUCCUGUUAACAUCCAGGAUAAUUGCCGAGACCAUAACGAGUAAAAAGAAUUAA
Messenger RNA from Cercopithifilaria johnstoni, 2436 nucleotides. The record is from the annotation of a GenBank genome assembly. Lineage: Eukaryota; Metazoa; Nematoda; Chromadorea; Rhabditida; Onchocercidae.